AUUUAUCAUAGACCAUUUCCACUUGAAUGCGCCAUCGUCUUUCUUUGGUUCUACUAUUCGGUUGCGCCCAAAUCAGUCUACAGCAUUGUACUCCUCCGGGUAACGUAGAUAACCUGCAUAAUUAUGUUCGACAAGCAGUCGCUAGACGCUAUGCUCCCUCUCUAUCCAACCCAAGUGGUGGCAAUAUAACUCUUGGCGGAAAGGGAUCAAAAACGCUAUUCGCGUUGACUUACGAUUGCACUCUCGAAGGAAUUGCUUUGGCUUUAAUUGAUGCGAAUAAGUGUAAGCCCAAUAAAGAAUUUGCAAGGGCCUUCAACAAAGCUCUCAACUUUGCAACGAAUUGUGAAAAAACAGUAAAAAAUGGGUAUCUCUAUGCAGUAGAAGACUGGCUUAAUACAGCUGAGCUACCUAUCAGCGCUACGUACAACCCCAGUGACCCAGCUUCUGAAAGUUUUGCAAAUAUGGUAUACUAUAAAUCGUUGAAAAUGGGGUGUGCCCGCAUGGCAUGUACUGGCUCAAAGACCGGUAAAUUUGCCAUUGCAUGUGUAUAUGGCGCGAUACCGCAGAAAGGGAAGCCUUUGUACAUUGAAGCUGGCACGAAGAAGGGAUGCGUUCAAAAGAUGUGUAAGGAGUUAGUGUCAAAUGCCAUUUGUCAAAAUGACAGCGAUGAUUGUUCUACCUUCGCCACCUGUGGUCUUUGCCAAACAGUGGAUGGUCCAGAGUCACUAUAAGAAGUCAACUGCUUGACGUCUUGAGGCCUCCUUCUUCUACAGUUCAAACAGCUUUUCUAAUAUUGGCCCGGUUCUUGUAAAAUGAGUUUCGAAUUUGGAUUCGCGAAGUGUUAUUGAAUCGAAAGAACAACGAACAAUCAGUAGAAUAAACAGUUUCUAG
Molecule: messenger RNA, 891 nt
Organism: Cylicocyclus nassatus
Lineage: Eukaryota; Metazoa; Nematoda; Chromadorea; Rhabditida; Strongylidae
Source: the annotation of a GenBank genome assembly